AUGUGUUGCCAGUAUCCACUCGUGCUUAUUCGGACUUCACGUUUCUACUUUGUUAAUGUUUGCCGUACGGUUAUGAUGGAUGAUCACAUGUACGUCGGUGACCAUUAUGAACAUGGUGCUGCUCUACCGACACAAGCUGGUGAUGUACGGCAGUAUGUGAGUCCACAAGCCGCCUCCGAACCGAAAUUCGUUAGUUCACAUCGUUAG
Molecule: messenger RNA, 207 nt
Organism: Haemonchus placei
Lineage: Eukaryota; Metazoa; Nematoda; Chromadorea; Rhabditida; Trichostrongylidae
Source: the annotation of a GenBank genome assembly